AUGGAAGAGGACGACAUAUUCGCGGACCUGCUGUCCGGCCUGCAGCCCACCAGGAAGCUGGAGCCCGUGGAGCCGCCCCCACCUUCAAUGAACGACGCGCGAAAGGGCGAUGGGGACGGCGGCGGGUCCAUUCAGGUGCAGGUGUCGUCCGAGCCGGUUGGGCAGAAGAUGCCGCCAUUGAUCCAGCCCUUAAAGAGGGAGGAAAUGGACGAGAUAGUGCGGGGAGUGGCCAGGGAGAUCGUGUUCGAGAGCCUGAGCGCCCUGACAAACACCCUGAGGGCAUGCCUGGGGGAUGUGUCCGCACGCCUGGGGAGAAUUGAGGGCGAGUGCAAGGAGUUGAAGGCGGCGUUGGAGGCGUCUCGAGGCGAGGCUGCGGAGGGGGCCAACCAGGCAAUGGACAGGCUGGGCGGCCUCGCCACGGCCAUCAGGGACCAGGGGCUGCACCUGCAGCGGCUGCUGGACAAGCAGGAGCUGAUGGAUGCGCAUGUGAUGCUUGCGAACCUGAAUCAGAGCAAGGGCCAUGGCCGGGAGGCGAGGCAGGAAGCCAAACAGGCCACCGAGUCAGGCGAGGGUCCGGAGCUGAUAUCAGUGAAGAGCGGAGGGAAGGACGGACCAUCCGUGGGCGUUGAGCAGCCCAACCCGCCAACCCAGCCAGCGGCGCCGCCAGCCCAGCCGGCGCCACAGCCAGCAGCAGCGCCAGUGGCGCCACCAGCGCCUGUUGCGUCCAUGGAUGCCAGUCAACCCGUUUCCAAGCCCGUGGCCCAGGCGGUGACUCGGCCAGCUGUUCCAUCCACCCCUCAGCCUGUGGCUCAACCUGCAGCCCCGCCGCCACAGCUCGCCCCGGCCUCUUCCCAGGCUGUCGAUUCUGCAGUCGUCCACCCCCCUCCCCAGGCCCAACCCCAGCCAGUCGUGCAGGCCCCCCCUCCCCCGCCCCCGGUGCCCCCUCCUGCCCCUGUGUACAGCAUGUCCCUCGGCGGGGCUCCCCAGGUGUCACAGCAGAUGGCACCCCUACAGAGCUUCCCGCCUCGACUGCCUCAGCAGCCAGUGCAGCAGCAGGCCCCCCCUCCUCCUGGGCCGCCACCAGGGCCGCCACCAGGGGCCCCACAAGGGCCCCCACAAGGGCCUCCACAAGGGCCUCCACAAGGGCCUCCCCUGCAGAUGUACCAGACUCCAUCCGUCUCCCAACAGCAGCAGCCGCAGCAGCGCAUGCCCCAGCCCCCCCUGCAGCAAAUGGCCCCCCCUGCGCUGCCGCAGCAUGGAUACCCAAGCAUGCACGGCAUGGCGCCCGCGCCGCCGCCCCCUGGGCCACCUCCCCCCCAGCAAGAACCUUUGCAGUUUUCGGUGCCGCCCAUGUCGGCGCGCACAGGAGGGCCCCCAGCGUACCAGCAGCUGAACACGGGAAUGGGCAGUGCUCGGGCGCCUUAUGGCAGCGGUGCUAUGGCGCCCCCGUUGUCUGGGCGACCUGGUGGGUUUGGUCAGGGUCCACCGCCUGUGGGUGGGCCUCCGGGCGGUCAGGUCGGGACAAGGACGACCACGCAGUCCGUGCCUCUGGAACAGGUGAUCAAUGAUGUCACGGCCAUGGGGUUCGACCGCACCCGAGUGCGGUCGAUCGUGACAGACAUGGUCAACCAGGGGAAGUCCAUUGAUCUGAACACGGUCAUCGACACCCUCACAAGGUACUGA
Molecule: messenger RNA, 1683 nt
Organism: Ostreobium quekettii
Lineage: Eukaryota; Viridiplantae; Chlorophyta; Ulvophyceae; Bryopsidales; Ostreobiaceae
Source: the annotation of a GenBank genome assembly